This is a messenger RNA of Pangasianodon hypophthalmus (striped catfish), 4283 nucleotides long. RefSeq names its product zinc finger DHHC-type palmitoyltransferase 2 (gene zdhhc2). Lineage: Eukaryota; Metazoa; Chordata; Actinopteri; Siluriformes; Pangasiidae. Bases 171 to 1268 code for a protein of 365 amino acids. Gene Ontology annotation, biological process: peptidyl-L-cysteine S-palmitoylation; protein targeting to membrane. Gene Ontology annotation, cellular component: Golgi apparatus; endoplasmic reticulum. The transcript has 13 exons. The record is from RefSeq and is a predicted model, not a curated record. Gene Ontology annotation, molecular function: protein-cysteine S-palmitoyltransferase activity.
CACCGCGCGCGCGCGCGCGCACACACACACACACAGGACGAAAUGACUGUGCGCGGGGCUGGAGGAAGCGGGCGCAUGUCCGCUGUUUACGAGCAUCCACUGUCCUGACGGAUCGAAAGAGCUCGGCGUUUUUGUUUUGGCAUGUUUGGGUCAGAGAGCGGAGCUGAAACAUGGCGCCGUCGGGCUCGCGCAGCGCCAAGCGGAAGUGUCAGCGAGUAGUGCACUGGAUCCCCGUGCUGUUCGUGUGCGCGCUCGUGGCGUGGUCCUACUACGCGUAUGUGGUCCAGCUCUGCGUAGAAACAAUUGAAAACGUGGGAGAGAAAGUAGUUUACCUUGUGGCAUAUCAUGUCUCCUUCAUCAUGUUUGUAUGGUCAUACUGGCAAACCAUCUUCACCAAACCAAUGAACCCGCUCAAAGAGUUCCACCUGUCACACACUGACAAAGAACUGCUGAAGCAGGAGGAUCGUGCUGAAUCUCAACAAGAGAUUCUGAGAAGAAUAGCCAAAGAUUUACCCAUAUCCACUCGCACAACGUCUGGAGCUAUUCGCUACUGCGAUCGGUGCAAUCUGGUGAAACCUGAUCGAUGUCAUCACUGCUCCGUCUGUGAUAAGUGCAUCUUAAAGAUGGAUCACCACUGUCCUUGGGUGAACAACUGCGUGGGCUUUUCGAACUACAAGUUUUUUACACUUUUUCUUGCAUACUCUUUGCUGUACUGCCUGUUUAUCACUGCGACAGACCUGCAGUACUUUAUUCAGUUUUGGACUAAUGGCCUGCCAGACACUCAAGCCAAGUUCCAUAUUAUGUUCCUGUUCUUUGCCGCCUCCAUGUUCUCAGUCAGUCUGGCUUCACUGUUUGCUUAUCACUGCUGGCUGAUUUGCAAAAAUAGAUCUACCCUGGAGGUCUUCCGUGCACCUGCCUUCCUUCAUGGAGCCGACAAAAAUGGCUUCAGUCUCGGAGUAAGCAAGAACUUCCGCCAAGUCUUCGGGGAUGAAAAGAAAUAUUGGCUUUUGCCUGUUUUUUCCAGCCAAGGCGAUGGAUGUUCCUUCCCCACAUGUCUCGUGAACCCCGACCCAGAACAGCCUGCCUCACCAUCUGGACAUGCUGCCAAAAGUGAUGGAGAAAUCCAUCAUUUUCCUGCUAAACCUCUGAGAGAAUCUCAAAGCCGACUGCUGAGCAAUGGACAGACUUGGACUGAGAGUGAUGAGAGAGAGGAACAAGACAGAGAAGGAGCAAGCAACCCGGCCAUGAGUAUAGAGAAAGAAACAUAGUUGGGUCACAGUGCUGACUUGUUUAAGGAAACAAGAUCCCUGUGUGUUCUCUGUGGAACAAUGAAGAAACUUCCUUGUGCUGCAGGGAGGCUUCUGCUGCAGGAAACAGCCACUAUCCAGUGGGUUUCCAUGUAAUUGCUUGGCCUGGGUGCUUCAUAUUAAAAGCUGACUGUGCAGUGUUACCGGAGUGUCUAUAUUCAUUAGGAUUGUUACAGUCCUUUGUACAAUGUAUGGAGAUUUUGUGUGUAUUCUGUGCCUAAAUAUACACAGGAAAAGGUGCACUCUGAGUGACAUCAAAUAAUCAAGUGAUUAUUUACAGCUAAUGCCUUGUUUAUACCUUGUGAAUUUGUUUGAGGCUAACUUUAAUAUGAAUUUGGGAUGAAACUUUGUGGUUUUGUGCAUGCCGUGUGGUGCAUAUGUAUGUUCCUGAAAGUUAUGAAGAAAACUUUUUGAAAAACCUGAGGAAGUCUAAUGCCUAAUUGGUGUCAUGAAUUGCUGAAAAUAUGUAGCAAAGUCCCAUCAAAUGGUACUCUUUUUCAAUGCUUCAGUUGUUUGCAUGUUUAGGCAGACAUUUGUAUUUUUAUUGAUGUACACAUUAUGAUGAUAACCAUGUUUCAUUGACCCUAUAUCUCACUCAUAAUUCUCAAACUCUUCAGUAGAGAAGAUAUAUUGCAGUCUUGAAAUAUUGUGUGUAAUGCAUUAACUUUUCACAUAUUGGAACAUCAACACACUCCAUUUGUGUGCAGGACCAAAUGAACAGGUUUUAAAUCCACUAAAGGAAAUGAAGUACACAUGAAACCAGUGAAAUGCUUUUGCCCUCAUAAGCACAGAAAGAGAAAAUGUUAGCGCUUUUGCACUUCAGACUAGUCAAUAUGUGAAUACCUUUAAAGCUGCUUGCCCCUUUUGACAGUGUAAUUAACAGUGCAAUGCAUUAAGAAUACAUUUAGAAAAUAUAGGUCUGUUGUGAUUUGCAAUUACGGUAAACGAUAAAAAAAUUUGUUGUUUCCUUUAGAAAAAGAACCAAAAAUGAGGUUUAGUGGGUUGAGAUAUGAGCAUUUAUAAGAUUGUAUAUACAAAACCAUAUGCGGUAUAUGUGGACACCAUUUUGAAAACUGUUUAUACAAUUACCACAUAAUUUGCAAAAAAAAACCUUUUUGUGGUUUUGGACAAAGGCACCAAAUUUAUUCAAAUGAUCAGCGUGCCUACUGUAAUGAUAAUCCAUCAUGCAUGAAAAACAUGUGAUGUGCCACACUUUGAAGAGCAGAGAAUCUGUUUUGUGUCUAAAUAUCAUGUUGUGCACAUACAGUGCCCUGCAGAAUUAUUGGCACCUUUCUCAGACAUAAUGAGACACUUUUUUUUUUUUUAAUCUUUGUUCUAACAAAAAAUCAUGCUCAUUAGUUUAAAAUAGUAUUUUCUCUCAAAAAUAAAUAUGGCAAAAAAUUAUUGACACCCCAGUGAAUAUUUUACAUACAGUAUAUGCAAACAAUAUUGUCGUUCUUUAAAAAGUUAUUUUGCAUUUUCUGGCAGUCCCCAGGAAAGCUGUUUUCUCUUUAACCAUGCCCUGUUUCCCUGGGGUCUAAAUAUGAGGUUGCACACAUAUAAAAUUACUUUGUCAUCCUUUACCAUGGAACAAACAAACUAUUUUCAACACAGAGACAGAUGAUUGUUGCAUAAAUCAGAUAAUAGAUAUAAAAUACAUAAGUAGUUUAAAAAUACAAUUAAGCACAAUUGAGGUAAUAACAAAAAGUUUCUGAAACAGUCGGAAAGUUUCCGAGAAAUUAGACUCAUAAGCACAGUCCCUCUACACAAUGAGGAGGAAGGUGAAGGAAGAAAAAAGAUUGCAGAGUGCAAAUUCAGUUUUAGAAUUGCACAUUUUUUUUUUUUUUUUUUUUUGCGGUUGUCAAGUAUCAGAGUCAACUGUUAAGUGCCACUUUCACAACAACAAGCUAUUUGGAAUCACUCCAAUAAAGUAGCAGUAGCAUUUGCCUGAAUAAAAUGCAGCACCUGAACUUCACCAAUCCUCAUUAGGAAUACAGUUGCCAUCAUGUGCUGUGGUCAGAUGAAGGUGAUGCAUUGGAGCUGUUUUGCAGCUGGAGGUCCAGAGCUCUUGUAAAGAUUGAUGGAAUCAUGAUAGUACCAGGAUAUUUCAACUCAAAAUCUGGUUGCCUCUGCCAGGAGCUUCAGACUUGGCUAAAGAGCUUUCAGCAAGAUAUAUAUACAAACCUCCAAAUGAAGACAGAUAUACGUAAAGAAACACACCAUCAAUGUUUUGCACAGACCUUCUCUUUGACCACCAUCUUUGAACCCAACUGAAAACUGUAGUCUGAAUUGAAGAGGACACCUUACGUGCACAAACCUAAGAAUAUAAAGGAGCUUCUUCUGCAUGGAGGAGUGGACAAAGAUCCCUCUACAAUCUCUCCAACCUUGUCAGACAAUACAGCAGGAAGAGACUUAAUCCUUUUAUUCUGACCAGGGCAGGCAUAAAAUAUUAAUUCAUUUUAAACCAGUGUUUUGUGUAAAAAAAAAAAUUGCACUACUACUUAUUGCAUGUUGUUUUUCUUUUUUAUCUAUCUAUCUAUCUACAUAUAUGUAUAAAUUGCUAAUUUUCAUGAAGAUUGGCAAUAAUUCUAUAGGGCACUGUACACAUUUUUCUGCUUUAUUGUUCAGUCUUUCACUGACCUAUUACAUCUGGGUAAUCUUGUAUUUUUACACUAUACUGAUAUGAAAAUCAGACAUGCCAAGACCUUCUAAAUGUGCUGCAGUGUUUUUUAUGUGCCUGUUUACAAUCAUAGAAAGAGUAGUGCUUCAACAUAUCACUGACCAACAGACUAUGCGAUACAGCGUAAGCCAUAAGCUGUGGCAUGAGUUUAACUUCUGGUUCUUUGUUAUCGAGGCUAUUUACUAAGCUACACGACUUAUGGUUUCAUGGACGAUCACUUCCUAAUGAUUUGCCUAUAAAAUACCUGGAUGAAUGUGUUCAGCUAAAAUAAUAAAGCCAUUGUUUUAUGUACUGUA